AUGCAUCGAAAUAUACAACGAACAAUUUUAACACCACAGUUCAGUUAUGUGCAGGAUUUUUGGUUUGCAGAUAGUAGUGAAGAAAAAUGGCUUACUUAUAAUAGAUUAUCCAGCACAUAUAUGAAUAGCAUCAACGCAUAUGGUCGCAUUACCAACUUCUUUCAUCGCAAACAGAAAUUUAUUCCUGUACGAAAUGUGAAUAAGAUGCAAGUCAGAACGAUUAAUGAAGAAACACCUCUCGGGAUGUUUCGAGCACUUCCACGAGAAUUGCUAUUCAGCCUUUUUGAUUGGAUAUGUGCUAACCAAUUACUAUUCCUUAGUUUAACAUCGAGCACCUUUAACGGCGAAGUUCGACGCUAUUUGUUGACGGAGAAUGCGCGUCGAAGAUUUUUGAUUGAAACUAUAGCAUAUAUGGGAGAUGAUGUCAUUGAAAUGGACCCGUUUUAUACAUGGGGUAUGCUGUUAAAGGCGAGCACGAUUGUUAUGGAUUCUCAGAGUCGCCGUUCAUUUUUAAUUUGCUUCUACUGCAAGAAUGAAAACAUCACAAAUUGGUUUGGUUGGGGUCGAUGUUUCAUGGCGUUUUGCGAAAAAUGGGAUUUUCGCGAAUGUGAACGGCUAAUGAGUAUGAUUCUCUAUUCCACUGAAUCGGAUCUACUGUUGUCCAAAAUUUUAUCUGAAGAAGUUGGGAAGUAUCCAUUACUAGAAAUAGAGGUUCGACAACGUCUUCAAAGUUUGUUUUUGGAACACACAACAAAAGAUGAAAGGGAUUAUGGAUUCUGGAUUUCUGCCAUUUUACGCACCCAAGAAACAACAGAACUUCAAGGAAAAUUGUUUAUGAUUAUGUUCGGACCGAUAAAAAUUACUCUAAGCAGAAUUGAGACCAUCGAUUGGGAAGUGUUAUGUAACGAAACUAUUAAUGUGCAGCACAUAUGUAAAAAAUUACUAGGCUCGAUAGCGCAUGGCAUUCAUCACCUGAUGACCACUUCAAAUCUUGGGUGCUAUGCGUGGACUGAUAACCAACUUUCCAUUUUAAUGGAGGAAAUAUCGAUGGUUCCUAACAGAUGGGCACUUCACAAUUUUGCUGCGUUACUUGCUCUCAAUCCACAAAUUAUUCAUAUAGCUUUAUUCACGCGACUAUCAGAAGGACGAAUAGAUGAAGCAGCGCAUAUUUUCCAUGCUGUCAAGACUAUUCUACAUCGAUGGGGUAUUUUCGUUAGCGGAGCCGUAUCUGAUGUAAUGCUCAAAACAUUUCGAUCUAUGUCAGAGAUUAAUCGCCGAUCGUUCUUAUCUUCAGUACUGAAGAUAGAAUCGUACCAGCUUAGCGGAUUACUUCUUAACAUACCGUUUAAUGUUGAAACCUUUCAUACCGAACUCUCUUCCGCACGUUCCAUAUCAGCGCUAAUAAUACUACUUGCGAAGAAUGUAUGA
Molecule: messenger RNA, 1428 nt
Organism: Brugia pahangi
Lineage: Eukaryota; Metazoa; Nematoda; Chromadorea; Rhabditida; Onchocercidae
Source: the annotation of a GenBank genome assembly